CUGCAGCCAUCCAGAUCCUCUUGCGAAGGCGGAUUCGAACCGCAAUUCGCAUUCGCAUUCGUCUGUGGUCCCUUCCUUCCUCCCUUUCCCCUUUCAUGCGCUCCACAGCAUUUCUGGCGCUCCUCAUUUCCGCUCCUCUCUUCCCAUUCUGUCCUUUGCAGGCUCUCCUCUUGAAUAUCGCGGACGACGUUCGCCAGCCUCACCCCAGCAGCAGCCGCCGUCGAAAGCUGGAAGCUCGCCACCAGUCACCAAUCCACGCAUGCGCACGAGCAUAUGCAGGGCUUGUGGAGCCCCUUUCCCUGCUCUGGACUGGCCGAUGCUACCAGUCGCUCUUUCCGCCCCCUCCUUUCCCUUUCGAGGCCGAUGAUUGCGUGGUCCUCGUGCCGUUGUCUCAGUCCCAACAUUCCUGGAUCACGUCUCUCUCCUUCGGUCGCUGGUCGAAGGGAUUCCGCCAAUCCUUGAGACCGUGCCCCGGUCGUUCACCCGCAUGGCACGUUCAUUUGGGCCGUUCUCGAACCUACCUUACGUAUUGCCAAGAUAGCACUGUGCCCCUCCUUACGUAGGGCAUGUAACAUGGCCACGCAACGGGCAAGGAUUACAAGCACCUUCAUUCUGGUAGCUGACAUUUCGGAGUCGGCAUUGAGCACGCUACAGGAGGCGAACGAGUCGUCCACUUCCAAUCGUUGGACGCCACAGAAGAACGCCGGCACCAAUCGUAGGAUCG
Paraphaeosphaeria sporulosa is the source of this 724-nucleotide messenger RNA. RefSeq lists its product as uncharacterized. NCBI's taxonomy places the organism in Eukaryota, Fungi, Ascomycota, Dothideomycetes, Pleosporales, Didymosphaeriaceae. The record is from RefSeq and is a predicted model, not a curated record. The transcript has a single exon. The coding region runs from base 96 to 563 and encodes 155 amino acids.